This is a messenger RNA of Cotesia glomerata, 678 nucleotides long. Its product is annotated as armadillo repeat-containing protein 6 homolog. Gene Ontology annotation, biological process: hematopoietic progenitor cell differentiation. The coding region runs from base 141 to 527 and encodes 128 amino acids. The record is from RefSeq and is a predicted model, not a curated record. The transcript has a single exon. Lineage: Eukaryota; Metazoa; Arthropoda; Insecta; Hymenoptera; Braconidae.
UUUUCUACGCUUUAAUCAAAUUUAAACACGACGAGGUAGUGGUAGAUGACUUGAUAGUGACAUUGGCGAAUCUUUUCGUGAGAAAUGAAUAUUGUCAAGACGUUUAGGAUGCUGGUGGUCUAACAUUAAUCUUGGACGUUAUGAUCAGCCACCCAGACCCGGAGAAACUCAACAGACAAGCUCUGAAAUUGCUGAGUGCUCUGGCUGCUAACGACAAUGUUGAGAAUUAUAUCGUGACCCGCGGCAGUUGUCCGCUUAUCGUCUCAGUGAUCAACAGGUUCAAGGGUUCAGAGAGUGUCGUCGCUGCAGGUUUCUCAUGUAUCUCAGCUUUGACUCUCCGUAGUUCCUCCAACGCCGGAGUUUUUUACGACUGCGGAGCACCUAUCGUGAUGCUUGACGCGAUGAAGCAGUUUCCGAAGAGCCACAAAACUCUGAGACAUGCUUGUCGGGCUAUCCGGAACAUGGCGGUGAAAAACAGAGCCGAGUCUCGGGAGUUUGUGGCUUAUGGCGUAGCCACUGCUUGCUGAAGCCUUUAAUUUAAGAACCACGGAGUCGCCGUUGAAGCUGAAGCUAAAGCUGCUCUUCGAGAUUUAGGCUUAAAAGUUGAACUUAAGGAACCGUGGACGGGUAAAAGCAUUGCUUUGCAGAAUUAAUUUGUGCUUAAAUUUUAUUAUUCAU